Molecule: messenger RNA, 4969 nt
Organism: Dendronephthya gigantea
Lineage: Eukaryota; Metazoa; Cnidaria; Anthozoa; Malacalcyonacea; Nephtheidae
Exons: 14
Coding region: 1406-4621 (1071 amino acids)
Molecular function (GO): protein binding
Source: RefSeq, a predicted model, not a curated record
GCCACAAACUUCUGGAUGAAGUAAUCAGUAUAUUGAAAACACUAUGAAACCUUGCUUUAGAGCACAAAAUUGAGUAAAUUUGCCAGGAAUGCGUUAGUUCUCUUGUUUUAACCUGUUUGAAUCGAAAUUGUUCAAUCAACAACUUCAAAAUAAUCGAUUUGCGACAGCAUUCAGUAAAUCGCCCACCAGAUGACGCCACGAGGAACUACAACAAGGCAGAGAAAAAUCACAAACCUUGCUAAAUAAUUUCAUCGACUCUCAUCUGGACUCUGGAGAUCUGAUAAGUGCCACUGCAGAUUAAGUUUAAAAUAACUUCGUGCUGUCGCGAUUUCAAAGAAGAUGCGAGAGACAAAUAAAACUGACAGCGCCUGGGAUUCUCUGGUGCGGGUCUCACAUUUCAAAGGUGUAUAUAGAUUCGCGUUGAUAUCGAGAUUUCUGGGAAAAAAUGAUUGGAGGGGUUGGUGUUUGGGGUAGUAUAGCGAAGAUUCGUGCCGUAUAUGGAAGAUGAACGAUUCGAUGCCAAAAUUGAUAAAAUAAAAGGAUGAAAGAUCCCAAAAGAUACAACAAUUCUUGGGUGCAGUUGGGAGAGGAGAUCUUGAUGUUAUUGACUUCGUUCUGGAUGGUUCAAGUUCGUUAGUGUGGAAGCCUCAAUUAAAUCCACCAGUUUUAUCCAAUGAGGCAGCAACUCUGAAUGAGAACAAGUCUGCCAAAAACAACAUUAAGCCAAAAGUUAAGAAAACAAAAGAAUGUAAACAAAGUGUAUCGCCAGUUUUACAAAACUAUUUAAAAAAUGAUACUCAAAACAAUGACAGAGAACAUCCAUUGACAAAAAUCAAGUGGCAUUCUUCACCUACAAAUAUCCAAAGGGGUUUAAAAAGUGAAAACAGGCUUUAUGAGAAUGAUCAGAAGAUGAUUGAAUGUUUAAGUGAAAGGGCAAGGUCCUCUUUCAAUCCAAAUUGUCGUGGAAAGUGGAUCAUUCUUGUUUCCUCCAUGAUCAAUGAUUUUACAUUGGAAGAUCUUUGGAUGAAACUUUCAGAUUAUUUGCAUCAAAAUUAUUAUAAAAAUUGUACCAUAACAUUCCAGACAUGCCCUGAUUGUAUCUUGAUAUAUACAGAUUUCCUGUCAAGUGCAAUGGUUCCUAAAGCAUUUUCUUGCAUUAAAAGAAUGGUUAGGCAAAUGACCUAUACAGUUCAUCCUUGUGGUCCAAUAUUGUCCUACUCUUGGACCAGAGGAGUUGAAAUCCUGUAGAAAUCUUUCAUAAUCACUCGUAUUUUUGUUGGUUUUGUGGUUUUUUAUAUUGCUAGCACGGACUAUUGUGGUUCUACAGUCGGGUCGAAACGAGAUUUUGUCUACUUGGCUCUUGCGAAUACGCACUUCCCUCGAGGCUUGAGGUUAUGAAACGACCAUGGCGCGUCUUAUGCACACAAGAUCAGGUUAUCCAAUAAAAGAAAUGAAAUCAUUUACGAACGAAGCCAUGAAAGGUGACGAAGAAAUAAAGACAUCAAACGGUGAGACAAAAGUAAAAACAAGCCAAGCUGCGUGUGUUUCUAACUUGAAACAGAGCAUCGUCCGAAGAACCGAAUGCCUUCUCAAUGAUAUUCAAACGAACAUUCAACGCGGUGAUAUUCAGUCAGCAGCUGUGUCUCUGUGCCAUGCGUACUCGCUUGCUCCACGUCGUACUAAAAAGCAACUAAGAAGAAUCGAAAGAGGGGCUUUGAAAGAUCUUGUUAAAGUUUUAGAGAAACUCUGCACAGAAAACAAUAAGGAUUCUUCUUUGUCAGUCAAGAAAAUAUCCGAGCUGAUUCUUUUGCCCGAAGUUGAUCCGAAUAAUUCCGUCGCUUGGCGAGUUAGACUAUGGGCGUUACUCGAGUCGGAAGAAUACGAAGAGGUGGUCCUGAACACCGAUAGACUGCAAAACAUACCGAAGUCUGAUGAAACCGCAGACCUUUAUUUUAUGUGUUCGCUCGCUCACAUGAAAGUUGGAGUCAAGGAAACUGGGGUAGAAUUAUAUCUGAAGGCCUUCCACAUUGAUACAACCCGAGCGAAUAAAUGUCUUUCUGCUAUUAGUGAGGAGAGUAAAGAUGUCAUUUAUGCUACAUUCUUGGAGAAGGCAGCCAAACUUCAUAGAAAUAUGACGUCGCUGAGCGCGAAGGAUAACGUUGAUAUGUUGAAUUAUUACGCAGAAGUUUUGAGACUUCAUCCAAACGAUGUAAAUGCUUCGGAAAUCUAUGGUCAGCUUCUGAUGAAGGUGUUUCGAUACGAAGAUGCUAAAGUUCUCUUUGGUCGUGUAAUUGACCAUCUGGAGUCCCAAGGAAAUCUUGCUGAUGCUGUUCACUUCAGACUCUAUCAUGCCGAGUGCCUGGUUAACAUUGGAAACUUUGACGAAGCAGUGUUAGACUACUUGGAAACAAUGCUUCACGACUCGUGUCUGACACAGAUCACACUGCAGUCUCUCUCUAAUGCUCACGUUACGAAAUUAACUUCGUGUAUUAUCGACCAAGCUUCGGCGCUUGUCAAUCACAUUUCGUGUCCCGAAGAGUCGGAUCCGAACGCCUCCGACGGCGCCCUUCAACUGUAUCACCGCCUGUAUAAAUUGCUGUACGCUAUCGACAGUGAAAAUACAGAUGCACUGCGAAAAUGUGCUGAGUCGUUACAGGUCGCAGGAAAACACGAAGACGCCGUCGCCUUGUUAACGGAAGCUAUUCGGAAGACGCCGUCAGUUCAUUUGCUAUGUGAGCGAGCUAUGUCAUACCUGGGAAUGAGAAAUUUCACGAUGGCACAAACGGAUCUGGAGUGUGCAUCCCACUUGCAGGCGAAUUCAAUCGAGCUUCUCUGUUGCAAGAGUUACUUAAAUUUUUUAAUCGAAAAACCGGAAAAAGCGGUCCGGGAUGUGAGCUUGGCAUGCGAGAUCAGUUCAUCACGCACUACGAAAGUGCUGCAGAAGUUCACUGAAGAACAAUUCAAAUUGAUCUCGCACGGAACAGAGAAAUACAUUCAUGAAUGCAUCAAGAAGACAAAACCUAGAAUUAAAGAGAAAUCGAAACUUUUGAUAGCAUUAUGUGAUCUGCUCGUUGGCCUCUCACCUACAAGACUUGAAUGUUAUCUGCAGUAUAGUGACGUGCUUGUUGCCAUGGAUAUGCAACAGGAGGCCCAAGCAAUAAUGUUACGAAUGGUAAAGACGACGCCAAACGAAUGUCUUCCAAUAAUACAUCUUGCUGCGCUUCGUAUGAAACUUGGUAAUACUGAGCUGGCGCUGGAAGGUUUGUGUAGCGUUCUACGUGACGUGGAUGAGGAGAGCUUAGCAGCCGAACUUUCUGAGUUUCCGAAAAAAGAACGUGCGCAGAUAUCUCGCGAGGCCAACACGCGGGGGUUAACUCUGUUUCGCGAGGAGAAAUACUGCGAAGCCAUUGAUUGUUUUGGCGUUGCCAUAGCAGCAGCGUCAUGUCACGCUCCGGACGCCUUUUUAGCCAGAGCAAGAUGUCUGGUGCAGUUAAAACAUUAUUUCAAAGCGAUCAGUGAUUUCACGGCAGUAUUGAAACGUACGCCUUCGUGUGUGGAAGCACGAUGUGGUCGCGCAUGCGUGUAUGUAAUACUUCAAGAAGAUCUUGAAGCAAGUCGUGACAUUCUCUUCAGUCUUCAUACAAACAUUCCAGCAACAACGAGGUUUUUAUCCGCACUUCCUGAACUAAGGCUCCGGAUGAUGCUGUUCACUUUGGAGAAGUACCUUCAAGUGGCUUUUGCAUAUUGCGGAAAAAAUGGCGAUGUUGCAUCAACAAUUCAAGAGGAUAGUUUCAUGACGUGUGGAGAAUCCCUCUUGCUUCUCUCUGAUCUUCUUGUCAGCUUAUGUCCAGAAAAUUCCAAGUAUCUUAGCGUCUUGGGCGAUGCUUUGAUCGUACACAAACGCUAUCCCGAAGCAAUCACGAAGCUUAAAUCAGCACAGGAGUUAUCACCCCUUGACGUAUCCAUUACAGCAAGGAUUUCUUUACUACACACGAAGGUGGACGACCACGAGGCGGCGAUGAACGAGCUCACGAAACUCGUGGACGACUGGGAAACGUUGGCGUUUUGUGUUCAAGCGAUGGAUGAAGGAGCCAAGUGUAAAAUUGCACAAUCUUCAUUUAAACAAGGGGAACUCUUAAAGAGUAGGGAGAAAAAUGGCGAAGCAUUGAAGUUUUAUUCAAUAGCUGUGGCCGCGUCGUGCUGUCGUGAUGCCGGAAUUCUUCGCGCACGUGGAAAAUGUUUGGAAGUCCUUCAGGAAUACACGCGCGCAAUUCGUGAUUUCAGUAUGGUGCUUGCGCUGCCGAACCCACUGAUUAGUGAUUAUUGCGCACGCGCUGUGGCAUACAUGAUGGAUGACGACGAUGAGAAGGCAUGUCGGGAUUUCAUUUCAGCGCUCGAACGUGAUGCGAAUAUCGCACGAAAUAUGAUUGCCUCUCGUCCUGGAAACGCCUCCGCUCUCGGGAUCUUUCUCACGUCAGCUCGUAUAGCACAUGCGCGAAAAAACUACGAAAAGGGUCACAGUAUUUGUGAGUUUGGUCUAAUGUUGGACGAAAAUGACUCAGAUCUUCUAGCAAUCAAAGAAAAGUGCGAGAAUCACAUGCAGAAGUGUAUUUUAAUGUAAACUUAAAAGAAGCGUAAAAAUUUGAACUUGUUUUAUUAUGUAAAUAUGAAGAUGUUGAACAACACCAGUGUGUGUUGUGUUGUGUGUGGAAGGAAAGAUUUAUUUUAAUUUAUUGUCUAAUUUUUGAAAAAGAAAUAAAAGCACGGUAACCCACAUUGAUGUGAAUUUCCCUUUCUGGUGGUUGAGACUUGUAAGUUAUGAUGGCACUGAGAACUUCCCAAAAACAAAGGAUCUAAUUGAGACUGUGACAUUUCACAAUUAUUCAAAAAUCUUUAUUGAUUACAAAACAUUAUCUGGAAAAUAACAAACUGUGAGGAAUGGUGUGUGUGUUUCGUGCUUCCGUAUUGC